Molecule: messenger RNA, 933 nt
Organism: Thyridium curvatum
Lineage: Eukaryota; Fungi; Ascomycota; Sordariomycetes; Thyridiales; Thyridiaceae
Exons: 1
Coding region: 1-933 (310 amino acids)
Source: RefSeq, a predicted model, not a curated record
AUGAAGUAUAUCUCUAUCCUUGCCACGCUGGCUGUCGGCGCUCUAGCCAAGACCAAGCUGCUUAUCCCUUACUAUGUGUAUCCAUUCCCAGCCGACAGAUGGCAGCCGCUAUACACUGCUAUUGAGAGCAAUCCAGACCUAAUCUUCCAGGUUGUGGUCAAUGCUGGCCCCAAUGGCGCUCGCUGGGCGGAUCUUCCUGGUGGCAAUUGUGUUGCCGAUCAGGAUCCAGACCAUGGGUGCAACUUCGACUGGCGUCCCGCGGUGGCCAAGUUGAAUACCUAUAACAACGUCCAGACCCUAGGCUACGUCCGCACCAACUAUGGUAACGAGCCCUACGACAUGAUGGUCAACAACAUCACCAUCUGGUCACAGUGGAAGGACCUCGCGGGCACAGACAUAUCCAUCCACGGGAUUUUCUUUGACGAGACGCCAAACAACAAUUUGGCCCACCCGGGUGGUCAGACCGAUGUCCAGAUCAUGAAGAAUGUCACCGACGUGGCGCGCGCCAGGUUCUCUGGCGUGUCCAACUUUAGCGUCGUGUACAACGUGGGCCAGAAGUCCAAUCACGACGAGUACUUCACUUCGGGCUACGCCGACACGGUCAUCGUCUAUGAGGGAUGCCGCAUCCAAGAGACCCUGCCUGAGCUCCCGCCGCCAGACAACAACUGCCCCGGCUACAACGGACAGGCCACCAUCGACGCCAACGUGCCGGCGGGCCAGGCUGGGAAGAGCUCGAUCCUGGUGCACCACUUCGCGGACGGUCCCAACACGGCGCAGGAUCUGCAAGCGUUGAUCGACAACAUUGUUGCGAACGGGAUUCAGAGCGCCUUCAUCCUCCAGCGCACCUACGAGAGGAUCUGGGAGUCUGAGGCGCCUGCGAACAUUGGCGCUGUAGCCUCGCUCUUCACGGCUGCUAAUGCAGCUCAUCCUUGA